Molecule: messenger RNA, 3820 nt
Organism: Dunckerocampus dactyliophorus (ringed pipefish)
Lineage: Eukaryota; Metazoa; Chordata; Actinopteri; Syngnathiformes; Syngnathidae
Gene: tsku
Product: tsukushi small leucine rich proteoglycan homolog (Xenopus laevis)
Exons: 4
Coding region: 770-1816 (348 amino acids)
Molecular function (GO): protein binding
Source: RefSeq, a predicted model, not a curated record
CAAGAUUUGUGUUGGGAUUGUAGAAAGCUAUUGAAACAGAAAAGCCCAACAGUUGUUUUUGGUAUUGAUAUUGAGUUGAGUGGCUGCAAUAAUGACAGGAACCAGCUUGCUGCGUGCGUGGGCUGUUUGGAUUUGAGGGGUCAAAAGAAACACUGCACAGGGAGCAGUAGAAGCGGACUUUGAGCUGCAGUGAAUGUUGACCCACUAGUGGUGCUCAGCAUGUUGCAUAAGGCCAGAUAAAUAACCUUAACAUCGCUUCUAUACAUCUAAUAACCUGUCACCGAGUGCAGUUUUUAUUGUCUACUGAGCUAACCAAUGGGUUUCCUUAAAGGGUUGGAUUUUGUUGACCCAGUCCCCUCCCAUAUCUUGUUGUUUGCAUUUAACUAAUAUGAUAUUUUUGCUGCUAUUUAUGAUAUUACUUUAAAUGAUUGUGUUUUCCUCACACAAGAGUGUCGGUUUUAUCUUUAGCCCGCUGUGUCACGGUGGGGUGACUUAAGCAUGACACUUCAUUUCCCCUUUGUUACACAACCUCUGGUUUUCAUAUUCAUCCGAGUGAGCGCACUUCUUGCUAUUUUUUUUUUUUUUUUUUUUUUUAAGUUGAAGGGUUGAGCUCUGUGGAUCUCUCACUUGAACACAACCAAGCACAGAAGACAGGGAGGGAGAGCAAACGCGACAAGUGUCAGUAAUGUUACAUUGAUGAGACAAUAGCCACCUCAGGAAGUACUACCAGGAAACCGGAACAAGGAACUCCCAAUCCUAACAAACCAUAAUGACACUCUUCCUGUGGCUUGGUCUGCUGCUGCUGGCAGCAAGCGCUACCUCGGUGAAGAACUGCCACCCCGGCUGCCACUGCGAGGUGGAAAACUUCGGCCUGUUCGACAGCUUCAGCCUGACAAGAGUUGAUUGCAGAGGGUUGGGUCCCAGCGUCGCCAUGCCGGUCCCCAUCCCGCUGGACACUGCCUAUCUAGACUUGUCCUCCAACGCGAUGGGCCCGCUCAGUGACACCAUGCUAGCAGGUCCUGGGUAUACCACCCUGGUUAGCUUGGACCUGAGUAGCAACCACAUUACAAUGGUAAGCCCCGGUGCUUUGUCCAAGCUGCGUUACCUGGAGACUCUGGAUCUUAGCCACAACCACUUGGAGAGCCUCCCUUCGGGCUGCUUGUUUGGUCUCCCUCUGGCUGAAGUUGAUCUCAGUUACAACAGAUUCCAGGGCUUCGACAUGAACGCCUUUGCUGCCAAAGUUAAAGGCAAGCCCGUCUGCGUGGAUCUGUCGCAUAACAAGCUCAAAUCCAUUUUGGCGAUGCAGCACGGGGAAUUUGUGCAGAUUCAAAGCUUGAAUCUGACGGCAAACCACCUUUCGAGCGUACCGCGACUGGCGGGACUUAAGAUACUGAGGUACCUCAAUCUGGAUGACAACCCUAUCAGCGUCAUCAAGGAGGGGGAUUUUGCUCACCUGAAAGAUCUGGUUUACUUAUCUCUCAGUGGCCUUGCGCAGCUUCAGGAAAUUGAAGCACGUGGUUUGAAGGGCCUCCAGAGCCUCCAGGUCUUGGAUCUGUCCAGCAAUCCCAAUCUGAAGACGCUGAGCCCGGACAUUUUCAGCGGACUCGAUUCGCUGCAAGAGCUGAAGCUAUCCGGCUCCGGGGUGGCUUCCUUACCAAAUAACCUGCUCUCCCAGCUCCCGAGUAUAAAGAGUAUCACACUUGGACACAACAUCCGCUGCUGGAGGACCCACAAACAGGGGCAGUUUCACCGGCAGCUGGGUCACGCGAAACACAACGAGGUUCUGAACUGCAAUGUGGAUGGCUUUGUGUUGUGAUCCUGCCAAAGCGGACCAGCCUUAAUGCCGGCCUUGUGCCUUCAAUCACAUACAGUAAGCGUUAAUGGCAGCACGACUACAACUGUAAAGUUUCACAUUCUUCAUCUUAAGAUACGUUUAUUAAAAGGAAAUCAUUAUUUAUCGGCAUCUGCAAAUGGCUUAAAGUGGCACACAGAUUUAAUCCAUAGCAACGAAUCACCACAUUUCUCUGACGCUUUAUUACCAUGGUGAACCGAACAUAAGAAGACCCCUAUUUUUCAAGACGUUCUGCAUCAUAUGUUCAACAUCAGUCUCUGUUUAGUGGCCGCAUCUCUCCAGGUCACUGGAGUGUGUGAGUGACAGGAAGAAAAGCUCUGACUGCUUUGGGGAAAUGUCGGUUGGUGCCACCUUUUGGUGGUUUGCAUGUGUAAAUCUCUAUAGAUCUCGAUUAUAAGACAUUCUCAGACAUUUUCCCUUGGUAGGAAGCAGCAUCUUAUAUUGUGGUCAAUAUGGUAAUUUGUACAAGGCAUAGUUUUGAUGGAACUAUGUGACUGUUAGCUUAGCAUCAAGGCUAAGGGGCUAACUGUUAGUUUGACUCGGGUUAGAGCCCUCCUGAUACGCUUUACAGUAUUCAGUAAACCUAGCUAAGCUCGCCGGCUAGCUGAAGCAUCUUUGUGCCCUGCAGCAGAAGCUGACGAAGCUGCCAAACGGCUGAUUUCUCCAGUGCUUUGGUUUACUUGUUGGGUUACAGCGACGCCUUGCUUUUAGUUGUAACCAGCUAACCUAAGUGGCUUAAACUCAAGUGUGAAGAACUUUUUACACACCAAAAGAACCAUUUCAGAUUACUUGACUUUACUUCCGAAAGGCCAGCACGUCAUGUCCAUUUUGUGCACUUCAUUUGGAAAAUGUUCUGUUGCGUUGAAAGGGAAACAAACGGCGGGACCAUGGUGACCAAUAGUUCUCUUUCCCAACACGUUUGGCCAAUGAUCUAAAGUAAAGCAUUGCUAUUUGCCAUUACCUUCCAGCGAAUGGCAAAAAAACAAACAAACACAAGUAACACGGUAACUAAUACACCCAUAAAAAUGUCUAUUUUUGACACAACCUCCUGCUAGCUUGACGUUCUCCGAUUUUGGAUCAUUGUUAUCAUUGCAAUUAAAAAGUGACUUGUAAUUAUUAGAUGAAGUUCAGCUCCAAAAUCUCUCUUCCAUUGCCAUUGUUCACUCGCGACGCAAUCCAGGUUUAAGCCCUAAUUUAUUGCCAGGUUUAAGCCCUAAUUUAUUGGCUCACACACUUAUUAAACCCAUUUAACCCAUAUAAAACGUAUAGGUACUCACCACUAAUGAAUGAUGAUGUAAGUUGGUCCAUGAUUAGAUGGAAUGGGAGUCACGCUAGCACGAGAGGCUAGUAAGAUAUAGCCUAAGCCGCAUCGGCAUAAUCCACACUGCUGCCUUACUAUCAUAAUAACUUGUGUUCACCUUUUUGCAAGCGCUGAGGCCGGAUUGACUGUGGAAGCCAGUGCUCACGUUGACAAAUAAACGUUUGCGUCUCACAGCAACUAUGGUGCGCUCAAGGACCAAACAAAAUGCGAAAUCUCAACGCUUGAAGAAAAGUAUAAAAACAAACGUACAAAAUAAUGUGCUAAAACUAGAACAUGUAUGCUGCACAUUUUACCCGUGUUAAUAAAUUAUCACCAUCUUAUGGGGAUGUGUUUUCUGUGGAAAGAGACUAUUUUUAAAAGGUGUUUUAAAUUUUUUUUUAACAAAAUUUAGCAAAUUUGCGGGGGCGUGAAUGGUGAAUAUGCAGGGAUCCACUGUAUGACAACGCAUGCGACCUUUUCCUGUGGACCUGCAGCCUCAAGACUGCGAUGUUUGAAUGUCUACAAAGCAUUGAAGACAUUCACGUCUGUAGUAAUGUGUAAUACGAUUUAUAUAUUUGUAUGGAUGUCAACUAUGCUGUAUGUAUUUUUGAAAAUAAAUCCGCAUGUGUAAUAAACUGACAUGCUCUCAUGUGAAAAGGACUUCCUGG